Molecule: messenger RNA, 930 nt
Organism: Labrus bergylta (ballan wrasse)
Lineage: Eukaryota; Metazoa; Chordata; Actinopteri; Labriformes; Labridae
Source: RefSeq, a predicted model, not a curated record
UCAACAAGCCGCCAGUGCGAGCGGCUCCGAGCCCGGGACUACUUCUUCUACUCUCAUCCUAACGGCGGAUUAUCGCUUUAUCGUUACACAACUCGAGCUCUGUGGACGCGGAGCUGAGAGAUGCCGCUCCUCCACAGGAGAGCCUUCAUCCGGCACAGACCUCCGGCUGACCUGCGGCCGGACGAGGAGGUUUUCCUCUGUAAGAUCACCCACGAGAUCUUCAGAAGCUACGAUGAGUUUUUCGAGCGCACCAUCCUCUGCAACAGUCUGGUGUGGAGCUGCGCUCUGACAGGGCGAGCAGGCCUGACUUACCUGGAAGCGGUGGAGAGCGAGCGGCGGGCGAAGCAGAGCUUACAGAGCUUUCCAACAUCACUGGUGGUUCCUCUGCUCCACCUGGCCGCUCUGAGCCACCGCUGCAGACUGUCGGAGCUCUGCGAGGACGUCUACACCUUCGUCAAAGACCGCUUCUUCCCCGGAGAGACCGUAGAUGUCUCAGUACGCAAUGGAGCCAGACAUGUGUGCGAGAUCCUGCAGGUUAACUCUCCUCAUUCCAGCGCUAACGGAGCGCCAGCCGUUAACGGCCAUGCCAAACCAGCUGAAGGUGACACUAUUGUCAUCAGCGACAGCGACGAGGAGAGCAAAGACUUCCAGAGCCCCACAGCACAGGUCAACGGCAGGAAGAAGAAGUCUCUAAACCCGUCAGUGUUUAAAUACACAGUGAGGAUGAUGAAGGACGAACACAGCGAGCCGUUCACUGUGAAAGCCAACCAGCUCAGUCGCAGGAAGACCCUGGUGUCCCGAGAGAAACUGAAGCUGCUCUUUAAGCAGCACUGUGAGCCACAGAACGGGACCAUCGCACUGAAGUCCUCCACAGUGAUGAAGUACGGACUGUCUGAACAAACAUUCUCUCAGUUCUUCCCUGAUGAGCCC